UUGGAUCGAAGUUAGAGAGAGAGAGAGAGAGAGAGAGAGAGAGAGAAGCGUUCAUGGAGUGUUAGAGUCGCUCACGCGCACAACCUCUUACAGAGCAGUAGAUCAGAGACCCUUGAAAUCGAAGUUUCCACUACAGUCGCAGAAGGGAAUUUUGUUGGGAACGAAUCUACACGCAGAGAGAGAGAGAGAGAGAGAGAGAGAGAGAGAGAGAGAGGGAGGAAUCAAAGAAGGUGAAACUGAAAAGAUUGGGAGAGGAGUAGCAGAGAAGCGAUCAAGGAGUCAUCAGGCGACGAAAUCGUUCUCCUGUUUUACUAGACUGAUUUAUCAGGAGAGAUAGAACGAUAGAGGGGUGGCGUCGGUGGGGGCAUAGUCUGUUUAAUUUGGGAUACUAAAUCUGGCAACCUUUGAGGGGUUAAGAGCAAGGGCGCCCCUGAAGCAACCGAUAACGGAGGACGACGAGGAGGCCUGCAGGCCUUGGCGUCGCAGGUUAUCAAUGGCGGUGAAAUGGGCCUCCGUCUUCAGGAUCGCCCUUCUUCUCGUCCUCUUGGGCGCCAUUACCAUAGCUUGCUUUACUCUUCCCGUCGAGAAGAUGUUAAAAGAUUUCCUGCUAUGGAUUAAACACAAUCUUGGGCCUUGGGGUCCACUUGUUUUGGCCAUUGCAUACAUCCCUUUGACAGUUCUAGCAGUUCCAGCUUCAGUACUCACGCUUGGAGGUGGUUAUCUCUUUGGGUUACCCAUUGGCUUUGUUGCCGAUUCAAUUGGUGCUACCAUUGGUGCUACGGCUGCAUUCCUUCUUGGUAGAACAAUUGGGAGGUCUUAUGUCAUCUCUAAGUUAAAGGAUUAUCCAAAGUUUCAGGCAGUUGCAAUUGCAAUUCAGAGAUCUGGAUUCAAG
Macadamia integrifolia is the source of this 892-nucleotide messenger RNA. RefSeq names its product TVP38/TMEM64 family membrane protein slr0305. NCBI's taxonomy places the organism in Eukaryota, Viridiplantae, Streptophyta, Magnoliopsida, Proteales, Proteaceae. The record is from RefSeq and is a predicted model, not a curated record. Gene Ontology annotation, cellular component: membrane.